Molecule: messenger RNA, 1215 nt
Organism: Sitophilus oryzae (rice weevil)
Lineage: Eukaryota; Metazoa; Arthropoda; Insecta; Coleoptera; Curculionidae
Exons: 3
Source: RefSeq, a predicted model, not a curated record
AUGUGGAUAAGAGGAAAUGUUCCUAUUGAAGAAUAUCUUGUAGAUGAUGAAGAUGAGCCAGAAGGGGCACAAGGUGAUGAUUAUAUACCACGUAAUGUGCAGUUAUUAGGACUUCAGCGUAGAAAUGACGUUAUAAAUUUGUAUUUUCAAAGAUCUGGUCGAGAGAAUUAUGGUGAUAACGCAGUUGGCUGGGUGCAGGUUAUAGAGGGUGAUAUUUGCAUUGUCAAGGCUAAAGUUACUCCAGAGCACAGUUUUCGGAAGAAGGCUUAUACUGUAAAAUUAGAGUGUAAUGAAAAAGAUGAAGAUAUUUUGUCAGUUCAGUGUGAGGAUUGUGCUGCAUCUCUAGGGUAUAUACGUGAUGCCUUACUCACUUGGUUGCACAGACGUAGUGAAGAACAACCAAAAACUUCAACUGAGUGCUACUGGAAAAAGUUUGCUCUUGCUGAUGUUGGGACUGGUUUGAAAUUUGUGAAGGCAGAAGAUUUGGGUAAAUGCAACCCACUGGAGAGUAUAGAUGACAACGACUUUUUACAAUCAUUUGUGAAUCAUAGUUUAGAGUUGGGCAACACAGAUACUGUGCUGAUGAAAUAUUUCAAAGACAACAAUUUUGAAAAAUUGUCACUACAUAGAUUACUAAAUGAAUAUAUGUUGGAAUCAGGGGACGUAACAGCAGAUUCUUUUUUCACAUAUUGUGGGUCAAAAAUGACAGAAGAUCUUUGCCGGGGUGCUGCCAGAGCCAUAGUAGAUCAAGCAAAGAGUGCUUUAUGGCAUGAGUUACGUUACCUGAGAAUUACUGCUUCAAAGGCUUAUGAUGUAGCUUAUUGCAAAACUACAGAUGGAUCAUUGAUUGAAUCUAUUUUGGGAGCAUCGAAGUUAAAGGACACUGCUGCCAUGGUUAGGGGAAAAAGACUUGAAGGGGAGGUUUUAAAACUAGUCCAGAAACAAACAAAACAGAAAAUUCGGCUAUGUGGAUUAGUUCUUGUACCCAAACAACCAUUCAUUGGAGCAAUACCUGAUGGAGUUUCUGAAGAUUUUUUGGUCGAAAUUAAAUGUCCAACUUCUGAAAAAACUUACAAAAGAUAUGUAACAUCAAAUCUUGAUAUUACAGCAAAAUACCUGGCACAGGUGCAGUUACAAAUGUAUUGUUUAAAGAAAAAUAAAUAUUUGUUUGUGGUUGCUAAAGAAGAUUUUGAAAACUCAAAGCAUAUUACUAUU